GUUAGCUAAAUGUUUAUGUCAAUUUCCUUGUAGAAAAAAAAAAAAAAAAGAAGGAAAAAUAUCAACAAACGCCUCUCAAGAUACUUCUUCAACAGCUUAACUGAUAAGAUUUUCUCAGCUUUUUCUGUCGUAUCCCCACACACUCUCUCUCUCUCUCUCUCUCUCUCUCUCUCUCCCCGGAUAGAAAUUUCAAAAGUAUACUUUUCACCGCCGUUCUGAGGAUAUUAUGCCUUGUUUACGCUCCGUUUUCAGUCUAAGCAACCAACCAACACGUUAACAUAGCGUUUGAAGGAUAAGAGGUAAAAUAUCAUUAGCCAGAGAUGAGCGAUUCUCAUAGACCCCCACAUGAUGCCCAAACCAUGAAGCCCCAGCAUGAGCAAAUUACCCAGAGACGUCUCUGCGAUUACUGUAACCACACCACUGCUCUCCUCUACUGCAGAGCUGACUCAGCCAAGCUUUGUAUCUCAUGUGACCGCGAAGUUCACUCCACAAACCAGCUCUUCUGCAAGCAUACUCGCUCUCUUUUAUGUGACUCCUGUGACGAGUCCCCUGUUUCAAUCUUCUGUGAAACUGAGCACUCUGUUUUCUGCCAUAAUUGUGACUGGGAAAGGCACCGUCUUUCCUUAUCGUCCGUGCACAAUCGGAGGCCUGUUGAGGGGUUUAGUGGAUGCCGUUCAUUGACUGAGUUGAUCAGUAUUUUGGGCUUUGAAGAUCUCGGUGAUAAGAAAUCUCUGUUUUUAAAUGAAGACAGUAAUGGUUCAGCAGGGUCUAGGCUUGAUGACUCGGAUUUUGGAGAUGGGUAUUCGAACUUCUUGAUAUGGGAGACUCCUGCUGUUGUUAGCAUUGACGAUUUGAUAGCUUCUAGUGAUUCGGGUCAAAAUUUCCAGGCCUUAGGGGUUCCUCCUCUGCCCAAGAAUCGUAAUGCUGUUUGUGGGCAACACAAGGAAGAAAUACUUCGUCAGCUUCGUGAACUAGCAAGGUUGGAACCUGACUCAAUUUCUGAAAACCCAGACACUAAACCUAUUAAUUUAUUCCAGCCAUCAGCUGCUGGACAACAUAUACAUGAGCAAGAUACAGGUCUUUACAAGGAAACCACAUUUAACUGGAUCAGUGAUACUGGUGAAACUGGAAACCAAGUUUCUGUACCUUCUCCAUUAUUUAGAACCAACUUGGAGGAAAGUUUUGUUGUUCCUGACAAGCAGCCAAAUAUUGGCGGCAGUGUGAGUCGUGCCAAUGGAAGUCAUGAAGAGGAAACACAAUAUCCUUUCUCUACUAGAAUGGUACCAGUUUUCCCAAAAGUUGGAUCCCACGAGUUAAACAGCCAGGAGAGGGAUUCUGCAAUUUCACGGUACAAGGAAAAGAAGAAAACCAGGAGGUACGAUAAGCACAUCAGGUAUGAAUCGCGAAAGGCACGGGCAGAAAGCAGAAUAAGAAUCAAGGGACGGUUUGCAAAGAUGGACUCCUGAAACAAUGCAGACAUGGGUAGUUUCGUGUGUAAAAAUGACGAUCAGAAAGCACACAAGGAAUACUGCUUGGCAUUUUUGGUAGGAUUGGGUGGCUGGGAUUCUGCAACUCUGAUCGAGGAACGACCGUAGAGUGAUGUGAUAAUUAAGCUUCUUGUCUUAGUACCUUUUAAUGAAAUUUACACUGAAUUAUGUAUGUGUAGAAGAGAUUUGAAGAAUUUCUGAGUUUGGCGUCCAAAAGAAAAAUGGAAAUCAGCUACUUUCUAACAA
Manihot esculenta (cassava) is the source of this 1733-nucleotide messenger RNA. RefSeq names its product zinc finger protein CONSTANS-LIKE 13. The record is from RefSeq and is a predicted model, not a curated record. The transcript has 5 exons. The coding region runs from base 321 to 1466 and encodes 381 amino acids. Gene Ontology annotation, molecular function: protein binding; zinc ion binding. NCBI's taxonomy places the organism in Eukaryota, Viridiplantae, Streptophyta, Magnoliopsida, Malpighiales, Euphorbiaceae.